Messenger RNA from Trichophyton benhamiae CBS 112371, 1581 nucleotides. RefSeq lists its product as uncharacterized. The coding region runs from base 1 to 1581 and encodes 526 amino acids. The transcript has 2 exons. Gene Ontology annotation, cellular component: endoplasmic reticulum. Gene Ontology annotation, molecular function: ubiquitin binding. Lineage: Eukaryota; Fungi; Ascomycota; Eurotiomycetes; Onygenales; Arthrodermataceae. The record is from RefSeq and is a predicted model, not a curated record.
AUGUCCGGAGACGAUGGAGAGGGCGCCCAGCUCUCGACGAACCAGGAGAAUACGCUGCAGACAUAUCUGGCUGUGACGGGCCAGGACCGAGAGGCUGCUAUUCCGCUGCUCAGGCGCUCAGAAUGGAACGUCCAGAUUGCUAUAACCAGGUUCUUCGAUGGGGAAGCUCCAGAUCCCGUCGAGGAAGCUCGAGCAGCCAUGGAUUCUUCCGGGGUACCGCCUCCUAUACCGCAGACUCGCGAGAACCUCAUGGCUUCUGACCUGUACUCGAGCUCGAACAUACUAUCAGCCAUACGGCAGGCCGAUCCAGCCCCCCGGAUAACGUCUCAGCCGAACGAUACCCCUCCCUUCCGGCCGCCGUUUCUACUAGCUCUCCUGUUUACUCCAUUUAAUCUAAUAUAUAGGCUGCUCUCUGGCUCCCUCCGCCUAUUCGGAACAUUAUUCCCCUUCCUACCUCGCCUAUUAAAUACCUUCUCCAGCUCGGCAAUGUCGAGAAUUAAUAAGUCUUCUCAGGGGAGAAGAGCUCUUGCUCCAAAGGAUACAGCAGCCCGGUUCAUUCGGGAGUUUGAGGAAGAAUAUGGGCCUCACUCGCUCCCGUUCCUUGAAAACGGAUAUAACAUGGCUCUUGAGAAGUCCCACAAGGAUCUCAAGUUUCUGCUAGUCGUUCUACUCUCUCCGGAACAUGAUGACACCGACGUCUGGGUGCGGGACACCCUACUCUCUCCGGAGGUAGUUACAUACAUAAACGACCCUUCAAACAAUGUGCUUCUCUGGGGUGGAAACGUCCAUGACUCUGAAUCAUACCAGGUGGCCAACUCGCUUAAAUGCACAAAGUUUCCCUUUGCAGUAGCCAUUGCUCAUACCCCCAACGUCUCAUCCACCGCCAUGUCGAUCAUAGGUAGGAUUCCAGGCCUCACUUCCCCUUCCGAGUUCCUUGAGAAGCUCCGUGCAGCUACGAAUCAGCAUAAGGCCUCUCUCGACCGCGUCCGCUCCACGAGAGCAGAGCAACAGGCUUCACGGACGCUACGGCAGGAACAGGACUCUGCUUAUGAACGUUCCCUGGCCCAGGAUAGGGAACGAGCAAGACAGCGACGUGAGGCUGAGGCCGAGCGUGAGCGUCAGGAGCGAGAGGCCAGGGAGCAGCAGGCCGCUGCUGAGAAGCAUUACAAGGACCUCCAGCAGUGGAAGAAAUGGAGAGCACAAUCUAUACCUGCAGAGCCAUCGGCAGACAACAAGGAUGCGAUCCGUAUCAGCCUUCGCUUGACUUCGGGAGAUAGGGUCAUACGACGCUUCUCCGGUGAUGCUGAUAUAGAGGAAGUCUACGCGUUCGUUGAAUGCUACGACGUACUACACCCAAGUGAGGAGGACAAUGCCAACAAGGAAGACGAAAAUAGCUCGGAAGUUACAGAGCCAGAAAACUUCGAACAUAAGUAUGGGUUCCGUCUUGUCUCGCCAAUGCCUCGUGCUGUAUAUGAACUUGAAGCUGGAGGCACGGUAAGGGAGCGAAUCGGCAGAGGAGUCAACCUUCUCGUUGAGAGUAUCGAGGACGAUGAAGAGGACGAGGACGAAGAUGACGAGUAA